AUGGACAAGUUGGUGGUCAGAGGCGCUCGCUUUGUGUUGGAUGUCAGUGUGUGGAUAUUGAGGAAGAAGGGCUACAUGCUGGGGAUGAUGAGCUCUGGACAGGGAUGUGUUCAGACAUGUGUCCUCCCAGGGGAGCUCUACCAGGUACAGCAACAUUCUAUAGAUCAGUAGGAGGACUUCAUCUGGUCAAUCCCAUUCUGCAAUUUACAAUACAGGGCUGUUAGAGGCCAGGGCUGGUGGAGGUGUGUGUCUUUGUCUGCUUUAGUGUUACCUGUAACUACUAUAUGUGAUAUUGAGACUGUUUUGUGAGCCUUAGCAGGUUGUAUGCUUGUCGCAGAAACCUAUAUCUUAGUACUCCAUGCCAUAAUUUGGUAGGUGGACACAGAUUAGUCUGGUGUGGUGUUGAUCGUUUUGGGAGUAUGUGUAUGUAUUUUAGGUUUUUAAAUGCUACAAAAGGCCAGAUUCUGUUGGGGGAAGAGUGGGGGAAGGUGAGCAACGCUUGUUUCUAGUAAACUAUACACAAAAUGUAUCAUUUGACCAAAUAUUUAGGAAGAGGUCAUAAUUUCAAAGCGAUUUAGUGAUUUUGUUUAAUUGGUGUUUGGGAAAUAAAGAUAGACAUGCAUAUAUAUAAUUUUGUUUGUAUUUUACCCCCUUUUUCAAUCCUGUCCCAUCAGUGCAACUCCCCAAGGGGCCCAGGAGGCAAAGGUCGAGUCAUGCAUCCUCAGAAACAUGACCUGCCAAACCACGCCUCCCAACACCCGCCCGCUCAACCUGGAAGCCAGCCGCACCAAUGUGUUGGAGAAAACACUGUUCACCUGACGACUGAGGUCAGCCUGUAGGUGCCCGGGCCCGCCACAAGAAGUCACUAGCGCACAAUGAGCCAAGUAAAGCCCCCCGGUCAAACCCUCCCCUAACCCGGACGACGCUGGGCCAAUUGUGUGCCGCCCUAUGGGACUCCCGAUCACGGCCAGUUGUGAUACAGCCCAGGAUCGAACCCGGGUCUGUAGUGACGCCUCUAGCACUGUGAUGCAGUGCCUUAGACCACUGCACCACAAUAUUUCAUUCAGUACUGAAGUCUGCUUAACUUACCCUAACCUGCGGCUCAACUUACCCAAUACCCGGGGUAAAUUGUGCCAAGAGACCACUUUCUUUAGACAAGCUAUGUUUUCAAAACUGUAAUGUACAUGAAUUCUGAUUAUUUUCAGGGAUACGCAACAUACUGAAAUAUAUGUAGAUAUCUUUGUUAGAAAGAAUACAAUAUAUUUCCCUUGAUGGAGUGAUGCUGAAUGUAAAAAAUGACUCAACUUACCCCACUCUCCCCUACAGAAUGACUUCAAAAACCUUCAGAACAACAAAUCCUCCUUGGGUUACCAUAGUGCUAAAUCCAUGUGACAAUGGAGACCUUGUAAUUAAAAACAACAUCAAUUAUUAUUUCCUUAACAGGAUUAUGCUCUAUGUCCUGUGCAUUGCUCAAUAUGUGACUUUGUUAAAAAGAAAGCCCUUGCUUUCUAACACAAAUCCCCUCUCUGAAGGCUGAUGUUAGAUUUUUGUCAAUUUGCAUUGACAGAGACAAGAUUUCUACACAACUGAAAUGUCCUACUAAUGUCAAUAUUUGCAUUUUCUAAGCAGGGUUGGUGUUGAUUGACAGUAUGAACAAUUACAAUACUCAGCAUUUACUUCCUGUCCUCCAUUGUAGAUGACAGAGGGGAGACUCUGCCAGGUGCAUCUCCUUGACGACAGGAAACUUGAGCUGCUGGUUCAGGUACAGGUACAAUAUCUUAAAGAAUUUGAUGAGAUUAUUGUAACAGUACUUUAGUUUCCUAUGAAUUUCAAAUCAUUUGGACCAAAAAUAAUAAUGCCCUCAAAUAAAUAGGCCUAAUGCCCUCUUCAAACAAUCUCCUAUUCCACAGCCCAAGCUGUUGUCCCGUGAACUCUUAGAUCUGGUGUCCUCCCAUUUUAACCUCAAAGAGAAGGAAUACUUCGGACUAACAUUUGUUGAUGACAGGUAAGACACUGCUUAUUUUGUAAGUAUAUUGGUGUUAAAGCGUACAGUGUCUGUGUGCAUGUGCGUGUCUGUGUGUUUGUGCAAGUGUGUGUGUGAGUGUGUGCGUGCGUGCGUGCACUCAGUGGCGGUUGGUGCUGUUUAAGAUUAGGGAGGAAAAUAAAACAUUUUAUGAGCAUGGUCAUAUUUCUAUUACAGCAUAUUGGAUGACUGUCAUUCAUGUUCCAUUCACCCAGCUCAAUGUAACAUCGAUAGGUUUAGGCUGCUUCAUGAUACUCAAAUUUUCCCUAUACCCAUCAUGAGGUUGCUACAACCUAGCCUACGAAUGAACGUUUAUAAUGUAGGUGCACAGGUCGAGAGACAUAUUGGAGUAAUCAAGGUGACAGACAGUGACACAUUAAAUACCACCUUGCACACUCAUGUCUGCAUCUAGCUGAUCUGGGGUGUAAUCAUUAGUCCAACAGUUAUAAACUAGAGUUUCUAUUGGACAAAUUCAGGUAGGUUUAUCCCCGUUUCGUUCCGUGUGCUUCUGUUUAAGAAACGUUUUUCAACAGAAUCGGUGGAAUGAAUAAACCCCUGAUCACCCGCAGAUCACACAGUUCACUUUCAUAGCAUCCACAUACAGUUGAAGUCGGAAGUUUACAUACACCUUAGCCAAAUACAUUUAAAUUCAGUUUUUCACAAUUCCUGGCAUUUAAUCCUAGUAAAAAUUCCCUGUCUUAGGUCAGUUAGGAUCACCACUUUAUUUUAAGGAUGUGAAAUGUCCUUAAGCCAUUUUGCCACAACUUUGGAAGUAUGCUUGGGGUCAUUGUCCAUUUGGAAGACCCAUUUGCGACCAAGCUUUAACUUCCUGGCUGAUGUCUUGAGAUGUUGCUUCAAUAUAUCCACAUAAUUUUCCUUCCUCACGAUGCCAUCUAUUUUGUGAAGUGCACCAGUCCCUCCUGCAGCAAAGCACCCCCACAGCAUGAUGCUGCCACCCCCGUGCUUCACGGUUGGGAUGGUGUUCUUCGGCUUGCAAGCAUCCCCUUUUUCCUCCAAACAUAACGAUGGUCAUUAUGGCCAAAUAGUUCUAUUUUUGUUUCAUCAGACCAGAGAACAUUUCUCCCCAUGUGCAGUUGCAAACCAUAGUCUGGCUUUUUUAUGGCGGUUUUGGAGCAGUGGCUUCUUGCUUACUGAGUGGACUUUCAGGUUAUGUCGAUAUACAGUGCCUUGCGAAAGUAUUCCUAUUUUGUUGCCUUACAACCUGGAAUUAAAAUGAAUUUUUGGGGGGUUUGUAUCAUUUGAUUUACACAACAUGCCUACCACUUUGUAAAUGCAAAAUAUAUUUUGCAAACAAGAAAUAAGACAAAAAAACAAGAAUUAAGACAAAAAAAAUGAAAACUUGAGCGUGCAUAACUAUUCACCCCCACAAAGUCAAUACUUUGUAGAGCCACCUUUUGCAGCAAUUACAGCUGCAAGUCUCUUGGGGUAUGUCUCUAUAAGCUUGGCACAUAUAGCCACUAGGAUUUUUGCCCAUUCUUCAAGGCAAAACUGCUCCAGCUCCUUCAAGUUGGAUGGGUUCCGCUGGUGUACAGCAAUCUUUAAGUCAUACCACAGCUUCUCAAUUGGAUUGAGGUCUGGGCUUUGACUAGGCCAUUCCAAGACAUUUAAAUGUUUCCCCUUAAACCACUCAAGUAUUGCAUUAGCAGUAUGCUUAGGGUCCUUGUCCUGCUGGAAGGUGAACCUCCGUCCCAGUCUCAAAUCUCUGGAAGACUGAAACAGGUUUCCCUCAAGAAUUUCCCUGUAUUUAGCGCCAUCCAUCAUUCCAUCAAUUCUGACAAGUUUCCCAGUCGCUGCCGAUGAAAAACAUCCCCACAACAUGAUGCUGACACCACCAUGCUUCACUGUGGGGAUGGUGUUCUCGGGUUGAUGAGAGGUGUUGGGUUUGCGCCAGACAUAGCGUUUUCCUUGAUGGCUAAAAAUAUCAAUUUUAGUCUCAUCUGACCAGAGUACCUUCUCCCACAUGCCUUUUGGCGAACACCAAACGUGUUUUCUUAUUUUUUUCUUUAAGCGAUGGCUUUUUUCUAGCCACUCUUCCGUAAAGCCCAGCUCUGUGGAGUGUAUGGCUUAAAGUGGUCCUAUGGACAGAUACUCCAAUCUCCGCUGUGGAGCUUUGCAGCUCCUUCAGGGUUAUCUUUGGUCUCUUUGUUGCCUCUCUGAUUAAUGCCCUCCUUGCCUGGUCCGUGAGUUUUGGUGGGCGGCCCUUUCUUGGCAGGUUUGUUGUGGUGCCAUAUUUUUUCAAUUUUUUAAUAAUGGAUUUAAUGGUGCUCCGUGGGAUGUUCAAAGUUUCGGAUAUUUUUUCAUAACCCAACCCUGAUCUGUACUUCUCCACAACUUUGUCCCUGACAUGUUUAGAGAGCUCCUUGGUCUUCAUGGUGCCGCUUGCUUGGUGGUGCCCCUUGCUUAGUGGUGUUGCAGACUCUGGGGCCUUUCAGAACAGGUGUAUAUAUACUGAGGUCAUGUGACAGAUCAUGUGACACUUAGAUUGCACCCACGUGGACUUUAUUUAACAAAUUAUGUGACUUCUGAAGGUAAUAGGUUGCACCAGAUGUUAAUUAGGGGCUUCAUAGCAACCACUUUUCCGUAAUUUUUUUCACCAAUUUGGACUAUUUUGUGUAUGUCCAUUACAUGAAAUGCAAAAAUAAAAAUCCAUUUAAAUUAUAGGUUGUAAUGCAACAAAAUAGGAAAAACGCCAUGGGGGAUGAAUGCUUUUGUAAGGCACUAUAGGACUCGUUUUACUGUGGAUAUAGAUCGUUUUGUACCCGUUUCCUCCAGCAUCUUCACAAGGUCAUUUGCUGUUGUUCUGGGAUUGAUUUGCACUUUUCGCACCAAAGUACGUUCAUCUCUAGGAGACAGAACGCGUCUCCUUUCUGAGCGGUAUGACAGCUGCGUGGUCCCAUGGUGUUUAUACUUGCGUACUAUUGUUUGUACAGAUUAACGUGGUACCUUCAGAUGUUUGGAAAUUGCUCCCAAGGAUGAACCAGACUUGUGGAGGUCUACCAUUUUUUUUCUGAGGUCUUGGCUGAUUUCUUUUAAUUUUCCCAUGAUGUCAAGCAAAGAGGCACUGAGUUUGAAGGUAGGCCUUGAAAUACAUCCACAGGAACACCUACAAUUGACUCAAAUGAUGUCAAUUAGCCUAUCAGAAGCUUGUAAAGCCAUGACAUCAUUUUCUGGAAUUUUCCAAGCUGUUUAAAGGCACAGUCGACUUAGUGUAUGUAAACUUCUGACCCACUGGAAUUGUGAUACAGUGAAUUAAGUGAAAUAAUCUGUCUGUAAACAAUUGUUGGAAAAAUUACUUGUGUCAUGCACAAAGUAGAUGUCCUAACCGACUUGCCAAAACUAUAGUUUGUUAACAAGAAAUUUGUGGUGUUUUAAUGACUCCAACCUAAGUGUAUGUAAACUUCCGACUUCAACUGUACAAACAGCAUCAUCACUUUGCUCGUUGUAUAAUUACUUCUUGCAUCUACGAGUUUUCCUCCUCUCACCUUUUCCCUUCGUUUGUGCACAACACAACAGCUGUCUGUGACCAGGCGAAAAAGCCUUUCGAAGCCAAACCUUCAUACCUUAAUCGCUAACCACUACACACAGCCUACAUCAUUGUCACCAUAUUAGCUAACGUCAAGUCAACAUAGCUACUAGAGCUAACGCGUUAGUAAACCCAAUACAAUCACGCAGUACAGUGUACAGCAAGCAGUUUAGCAGUUACACUGGCAGGCCCCAGUGGCAAUAAAUUAAUAAAACCGAAAGCUUACCUUGACUUGGAAGAGUUUCAGUGUUGGAUAGCCUUAUCCAGCUAACUAACAUAAAUAGCAUUCCACUCUGUUUGAGCCGGGUGUUUGAGUAAGCUAAAUUAGCUAUCUGCAUUAGCUAGCUAAGUAAGUGAAAGUAAAAGUUUAAAAAAUACAAUGAAAAAAAUCUCUCUCUCUCUCUCUCUCGCGCUCUCUCUCUCUCUCUCUGCUGCUUCGCCUUGAUUUUUAAAGAAGUAAAUUAGUUCAAAACUGUUAAACUAUUGUCUUUCUCUCUCUUUGAGUCAACUACUUACCACAUUUUAUACACUGUAGUGCUACCUAGCUGUAGCUUAUGCUUUCAGGACUAAAUUGAUUCUCUGAUCCUUUGAUUGGGUGGACAACAUGUCAGUUCAUGCUGCAAGAGCUCUGAGAGGUUGGAGGACGACCUCCGGAAGUCGUCAUAAUUAUUGUGUAAGUCUAUGGAAGGGGGUGAGAACCAUGAGCCUCCUAAGUUUUGUAUUGAAGUCAAUGUACACAUAAAAUAGCUGUCCUCCGGCUACACCAUGGUGCUACCCCAGAGAGUGCUGUUGAGGCUACUGUAGACAUUCAUUGAAAAACAGUGUGUUUUAAUCACACGUUAAUAUAUUUUUAUUUUUAGGAAAUUCACUGAGUAGGAUGGUCCUCCCCUUCCUCCUCUGAGGAGCCUCCACUGAUAUAUGUAUGGUUGUAUGCGUCUUCCCAGUGCUGUUUGUUUAUUUAACACUUUUCUUCAUUGUCUCUUGCAGUGGCCAGUGUAAGUACUUGCAGUUGGACCGGAGAGUUCUAGAACAUGACUUCUCUAAGAAGGCUACUGGGCCUAUCGUCCUCAACUUCCUGGUCAGGUAGUUAUUGCACCAGGUCCAUAUCUGUACCACAUAUCUACCAGUAGGGCACUCCUGUUAUUGGUUUAAGAUGAUCAUGAUGGCAGUAGUUUUAUUACAUUAGGGAAUAUCUAGUAGUGGGUGCUGAGAUUAGGGAAUGUCUUACUGAUUAUGCAUGUAAUACGUACUUUAUAAUUAAAUUCAACAAAUAGUCUAUGAAAUUUCUUUGUACGUAUCCCUGCAGGUUUUACAUUGAGAGUAUAACACUACUGAAAGACAACACGACGGUGGAAUUAUUCUUCCUAAAUGCAAAAGCUGCCGUCUACAAUGUAAGCUACUUAUCUUAUUCUGCUGUGUGUUGAGAUAAAUGGUGAAUCACACUGAUAACCUUUGGUUUCUCAAGGGUCAGGUUGCUGUGAUUCACCAUCUCAUUGUCCCUCUUUAUAAACCACCAAACCUCAGUCUGACUGUGGCCGUGAGACACUGUUUUGUUGGAAUGAGAUGAGACAGUGAGAAAGAGUAGAUUGCUGAUCUGUUUAGUCCAAGAUAAUUCUAUUUUGAUGUAUAUGUGUUAGUCAUAGGAACAGAGCUCAGAUACAGACAUCUGCAACGUGUCUCAGCAGCCCAUUUGUACAUUAACACAUUUAUGAUGAUGCUUUAUUUCUAACAGGGGGAUAUAGAGGUGGAAAGUGAGAAUGUAUUCAAAUUAGCAGCAAACGCCUUGCAGGUUAGUUUCUUAUUUGCUUGGGGUUUGUACUGUAUAUUAAUUGGCCACUCUAAAGCAUACAUCUUCUGACAUGUUGUUUUUAUAUCAAUUCAGGAAGCAAAGGGGGAUUACUCAAGGUAAGGAUAUACAUUCGAAUGAGUAUCUAACACAACAGGUAUCUAAGCAACAAGACAACAUCACACAUUUAGCAAAGGCCUUCAAUAUUGGAACUGUUUUUCCAGUCAAAUCAAUGACAGCAAAGGCAGUUAUAAGAGGGAAGGCAGAGAUGUUGUGUAUUGUGAGGCUUGCCACGGUGUGUUGAAACCUCACACAGGCCUUCGAAUGAGUAUCAUACCACUGACAGCUCAGGCAAAGGCUACUGCAGUCUGCAGGGCUGCAUUCUAACAUCAUAGCUCUACCUCCUUUAAUAAAGCUUCUAUUGCAACAGCUGCACACUCUUUACUGUCAGGGAGCAUUCAGUUGGAACAAUAGACAGAGAAUUAUGGAACACUGUGGAUCUUUGUCUGCAUUUCCACCUGUCUCAUUCCAAAUUAACAGAAAUUACAGGGGUUAGAUGGCCAGAGAAUGCCGCUUCAGUUAGUUCAUUAUCCAUGCACCUGGAGCAUGUCUGCCAAUGAGGUUUCUGCACCUGUGGGUCAGGUCAGACAGUCUGACUGAAUAGGGGUGAUAUCCUCCAGAUUUUCCUGGGUUUUAUAUAUAUUUCCACACUAUGAGGUUGGAAUAAUACUGUGAAAUUGUGAAAAUGAUGAUAAUGCCCUUUUAGUGUAAGAGCUGUUUGAAAAGACCACCUGAAAUGUCAGCCUGUUUUGGUGGGAUGGAGUUUUGGCCUGCCUGGUGAAAUCACCAGAUGGUAAAUGAGUUAAUAUACCAAUAAGAAAGAGAGUUCCAAACCUCUCUGCCAACAACAGUUUUCAGUUUUCCCCUCCCCACAGACCACUCCCAAACAGUCCUAGCAAAAGUCUUAUUUCUUUUAGAUUGCUUUUAUUGAUAACAAUCACAGUAAGGUACUUAAUUGUUACUCAGAAACGAUUUGAUAUUGAGAUAAAAACAGCGGCAUUGGACCUUUAUUGUAUUUCACCAUCCACAUUCUGUUUUAUCAUUAUUAUCAGUGAUGAAACCACCAGAACGGAUCUGAGGAAGCUCCCAACUCUUCCCAACAAGGUGCUAAAGGAGCACCCAUCACUUACAUACUGGUAAACUAACCUUGAAUAUGAUGUGCAUCCUCGGCAACUGUUUAGUUUACAAAACUGCUCAAUAAAAAUAGGUGCAAAAGCAAUUUGCAGACAAUUAUUUAUAUCAUUUAGCAGACACUCUUAUCCAGAGCGACUUACAGUUAGUGAGUGCAUACAAUAUUAUUUUGGUUAUUUUUUUCUACUGGCCCACCGUGGGAAUCGAACCCACAACCCUGGCAUUGCAAGUGCCAUGCUCUACCAUCUGAGCUACACAGGACCCUUUAUGAUGUAUGAUGCAUUCCCGAGAGGGAGGAGGGAUGCAGCCCAUAAUUUAGGAGUUGAAGGUGUCAUCAUAAUGCAUUUUUACAAUGCUUUUUAUAGUGAGGAUCGAGUGAUAGAGCACUACAAACAGCUGAAAGGAGUCUCCCGAGGACAGGCCAUAGUGCAGUGAGUAUUGGAAAAACAAUGAUCCCUCAUUCCCUCUCACACACGCCUGUUUACCACAAGUCAUCAGAUAAAAAACAUCAGGCCCUGGUUAUCUCUCAGUCCUCCCUCUUCUUCUCUUUCUAUCUCUUACUCCCUUUCGCACUCUGUUUUCUCUCUCACACACUCACUCGUUACUCUCUUCUUCUCUCUCUUUUUUCUUCUCUCUCCCUUACUCUCUCUAACUCUCUCUCUCUCUUUCUCACACUCUCUCUCCUUUCUCACAGCCAAGGUCUGAUAGAAAUCAAUAACCCACUUCAGUUACUGACUGGCCAGUGAAUCAAUGUGAUUCACUGUAGGCACCUUUAACAUAUCAUGCUCUCAUUGUCCUGUGUACAGUAACAUCUAUAAUAUCCCUGGCAAACCACCUUUUGAAAAUUAAAGAGGGAGUCGGGAUGUUACUGUAACACAAAACUAUUUUUAUUUCAGGUAUUUGACUCUAGUGGAAUCCUUACCCACAUAUGGUGUUCAUUAUUAUGACGUAAAGGUAAUAAUACAGUAUAUUGCAUUAUGCACACAACAACAGCUAUGGAUUGCACUUAUAAAUCCUAAUAAAUCCAAUUAAAUCCAAUUAUAAAUCAGAUUUCUAUAAGGGAAUGGAUGUAUGCAGUUCAGUCAUGAAACUAAGCUUUUGCCUUACAGGACAAGCAAGGCAUUCCAUGGUGGCUUGGGAUCAGCUACAAAGGAAUUGGCCAAUAUGAUUUGCAGGACAAAUUGAAACCAAGGAAGGUACAGUAAUUUGUUUGUUUCCAUUUGUGUUCUUCUCUACUUACAGUAUGGAGGAGUACAGGAUUAGUUUUGCAUGGAGCUAUUUUAUUGGCACCAUACAGCGGUCAUUUUGCAGUAUAGCCUUUACAGGCAUAUAGGAGAUUCAUUCUGCAGAUAAGAUGUCUGCCUGCUACUAUAGUAUUAUAUCUGACAGUGCUAAGAGCUUCAGCAGGCUGUUUGAGGAAAUAUUAAAUGACAGGGCAGGGAUAAAGAUUCCUCCAGCACGUAGCACUAUCAUGAUUCACUAACCUCUCACACACAUUCAUCACCUAUUCCACUGAUCGGGAUUGGGCCCUCAAUACAGCUGAAGCAGACAAGGCCAGACUUUCCAAGUGACAGAGUCAGUUUAUAACGACUCUGUGAUCAAUCCCUUUCGUUAAACAUGACCUUGGAGGCCUGUAUUUCUUAUAUUUCUGUCUAUCACUCAUAACAGAGGUAUGCCUGCUCAACUUUUACCAGAUCAUUUAAUACAUGUAGACAUAUUCAUCAUUCUGAGAAUCCUACAUGUAAAGUGUGUAACCCGCUCUUCUGGUUCAGUGGAUGUUUUAUAGCUUGCUGUUCCCCUGGACAAACACCAAGCUGUGUGAUCUGCCUCUACAGGAUCACGUAGUUAAGUUUAUGAUCUAUGUGCGGAUGAUGCUGAACAUUGAGAUAAGAAGGAAAGCUGGUUAAGCAGACAUUUAGUGUUGAGAGGAGGGAGGAGGGUGUGUAUAUGAUGUCAAAGACAGAAAGGAAGGGUACUGGGUGUUACCCUUCAGAGUGCUGAGAGUGCCUGAGGAGACAAGUUGGAAGCAGAGAGAAGGAGUUGUUUGUGUUGUUUGAGCUUGACAAAAAGGAUUAGAGACAUCAUUACUAUAGAAACAGGAAUUGUUCACUUACUGGACCUCUACUGGUAAGAGAUGAAGCAACAGUUUUACAUAUUGGACGUUGACAAUAACAUUUUGUUAAAUGAAAAACAACUAGAUAUAUGAUGAAAUCAUGCUUUAUUUAUGAUGUGAUUUUUGAUGGUAGCACAAUUUGGGUUAUUGUUUUUUUCUGUCCCUGAUAUUUGGCAAUAGGUACAAUAGUGUUGGUAAAUGUUACAGGUAGGCUAAAGCACUAGCUAUAAUAGGAGAGGUGUGGAUUAUAAAAUCCAACCAUUAGUUUGGGUCUGUAACAAGGCUGUAGCUGCCUGCCUCAUGUGGAGAACCCAGACAUGGUGAUGAGUCAUGCACCACUGUGGAUUCUUCAUAUCUUGCUGUAAACAGUCAGCACCUGGAGGGGUUACCAAGCAAUGUGAUGAGCCAUGGAAGCUGUUACACAUUGUUAUUUGUCUUUGUGGUAUGCCCCUUGGUAGCAAAAUGCAAUUUACUCUGGACUAGCACCUGCAUAAUGCUAUAAUGCUAUCAUAGGCCUGACAGCCCUUGUCUGUUUCAUGGCAGUUCAAGUCAUAGUUGUGAUUUAACUUACUUGAUUAAAGGUUGCAGUUUGCUAGUUAGUACAUCAUGGGAUGGAAUAAGUGGGCAUGUGUCAUGACAUAGCCAGGUCAGUGUGAGGUCAUUGUAAUAUAUCGGUUGUGAUUCAUCAUUACAGAUGCUUAUGAUUUAAUCAUAUACCUUAUUUGGGUACAUAUAAAGGUGUAAUAUGCAGGCUUUGAGAGUCAUAGUUCAAGUAAAUGUUUCACCAAUCAUUAAUCAGUUGUUUCUCUGUGUCUCUCUGUGUUUACCUCCAUAGCUGUACCAGUGGAAGCAACUGGAGAACUUGUAUUUUCGGGAGAAGAAAUUUGCUGUUGAGGUGAAUGACCCUCACAGGUGAGGGCAAGUCAAACUAUAAAUAUUUAUCACAACUACAUGUAUUUACAUUUUCUAGACAACUAAAUAAGCUCUUCUUCCUGAGUCUAAUGAUUGUGUAUGUAUUAACUCUAAAUAGGCGGGCAGUGACCAAGCGUACAUUCGGCCAGACUGGCUUGGUCAUCCACACAUGGUACGCCAGCCACUCACUGAUCAAAACCAUCUGGGUCAUGGCCAUCAGUCAGCACCAGUUUUACUUGGACAGGAAGCAAAGCAAGGUACCAUGUCAUAUUAUCUCUUUUUAGUCCUGACCUAAUCAGUGUACCUGUGUUCUGUACCUUCAUGUGUCCCUAUACCAACUAAAUUAAUAAAUGUAUUCAUGUAGAAUUAAAUGAUUAUAUUUACAUGUAGACAGUGUAGGUCUGUAGUAUGUAUUCACCCCAUAAAUCCCUAAUCCAGCAGGGUAAAAUAACUGCAGCGAAAAGUUUGGGUGAUAUUGCCAUGGAUCUAACAGAACAUGGAGGAGGAACCAAGAUAACCAGACUAGGAGAUAACCUAAAGCACAACCUCAUUAUGGCUAGCACUGGCAGCCUGGCGUCAACAGGUAGGUCAACAUUCUGGUAGCUCAAAGUCUCUAUUUAGCUAAAUGUUUCUCUUUUGAAAUACCUGAAUAAAGGGCUUGGAAAAAUAUACCCCUAUUUGAAUGCACUUUGUGUUAGAAAAAGUACAACGAAAACAAGUGCAUAGGCCUACGGUACAUUUACAGUGUAAACAAUGUCACCACUACAGGGUCGGCAGAUUCAGCGGUGGACGAAGAACAGAAAAAGGAGAAGAUCUCUGAGCUAAAGAAGAAGGAACAAGAGAUCCAAGAUGUCUUGACCCAGAAAACAAAGGAGCUGAAGAAAAUCUGCUUACGAGAGGCAGUGAGAGGCCCAUUUUUCUCUUAGACAAUUACUUACAUUGAUUUAUGAAGGUGCUAGGCUGAUACUCUUAAGCAAUUCAUUUCAGUCAGGGUCAGUCAGUGAAACACCAGUCAAUCUACUGUACAAAUUGCUUUAGUUUGGGCAAUUGAGACUAUUGGAGUGAAACACUGUGUAACUGUACGAGCCUGUGUGCCACAGAGAGUGUCUGUUUUCUGUUUUCUCCCAUUGUUUUCUGUAAAGCUAACUGACCUGGAUGCUUUGUUGUAUGUUUCCAGGAGCUCACGGGCAAACUGCCAAAAGAGUAUCCCUUGUCUGCAUGCGAGAGACCUCCUCAUGUCAGACGACGCAUUGGCACAGCCUUCAAACUGGAUGACCUCUUCCCAUACAACGAGGUCGGUAUUGAAACUGCACUGUUCAGUAUAUGACAUAUAUUUUGCUAAUUAUCUAGGCACCCAGAACCAAAUCUCACAUUCAUGUGUAGCACAUGGGGAUGUGUGAAAUGUACUCGUCAGCCUGAAGUGUCGCCACUUGCGUUGCCAAAUUGAUAACUUUUCGGUGGCGCCGAACUGGUAAGAUGCUUCGGGAGGGCGGUCAUGUGUGCUAGCAAGGCAGAGGUCCUGUGUUCCAGUCUUUGUGUGAGCCCAAUCAGGAAGCGGUACCUGCUAAGCAAGCAGCGUGACGUCCGUUAUACAUGCUGGCCUUGUAUAACGGACGUCUGUCACAAGACUAAUAUUUUGCAGAAUAUGACAUAACAUUCAUUCCAUGAAUUCCUCAGGGACUUGAACUUAGGAUUUUAGGAUAUUACUCUAAGCAGAGAAACAUACAGUAUGUACCGUGCACUGAAAAAUAGUUUUUGUGUCAUGAAUGGAAUGUGAUGAAGUUAGGAUCAGGUCCUGUCCUGUUUCGUAUGGAUCACGUGUUGAUGAGUUGCCGGAUGCAUUUCCCAAUACAGGCACAUACUGCAAAAUAUUAUGUUAUGGCUACAUUAUGCUGUAAUUUACAAUUGGAUAUUGCAUGUAAAGUGCUCAGUGGAAAUUGAAAUGGAUCUGCCAUUCUCUGCUGUAAUAAUGUCUAUAAUAAUGUCUGUAUUCUGAUCUUUAGGACCCUUAUCUGAGGAACCUGGAGAGCAAGUUUGCUCUGCAGCAGAUGAUCGUAGAGGCAGCUAAAAAGCUGGCCUCGGAGGCAGAGCUCUGUAAAACGGUGAAGAGGAAGAGAAGGAGGAACUGUCAGGACGCCAUGAGGAAACUGCAGCAGGUUGAAGAUGAGAUGAACCAGUACAGAAUCAAGAAGGGCAAGAAGCCUACCCAAAGAGCCUCUGUGAUUAUCGCAGGUACUGUAGAUAAAGAUAGACAAACACAUGCACACACAUUCCACUGUAUGACUUUAUAGAUUUGUACUAUAAUCUGUAGUCUAUAAUAUACUUUCCCCCUUCUUCCCCAGAUGAAUUUAUCCAUUUAGAGACCAGCUCCCUGUCAGACAGUAAGAUUAUGCAUGAUGGUGAGUGGGACACUGAGUUCAGUCAUACAGUAGCUACAUUACCUUUGUUGAACAGCUGCUUUACCAAUCCCAUCUGACCAUGAGUUUUGUCUCUUGGUCCAGAUGACUCUGAUGGUGCUCAGAGGCCCCGGUCACGGUCUGUCCAGUGCUCCCCUCAGCUCAGCCCUGCACACUCCCUAGAUCACCACAACAACAAGAGUCUCAACAGGUUAGCGUUUGACGGCCAGGAUGCUUCACACCACUACCACCCCAGAGAGGUGUCAUCCGCACACAGCAGCCCCUACAAAACCUUACCCAGACCUUCACGGGACCCACGCAGCAUGCCCUCCACCCCUGUUAUGACCCGCAACGCCUACAGCAGCAGCCAGCUCAGGUGAGACCCCCCACCCCCCCAGACCAUGCCUAGCCAAACCCUUACCCUCUCACCCCGACACUGAACAUUUAACCUGUACUGUUCUACUUUACCUCCAUCCCACCGUUUAACAGAAUCAUAAGUAUUUAGUAUGCUGUACAUCCAUAUUUCUUAACCAUACUAUUUGCUUGAUAACCCUAUAAUUACAUAGAGGUUUUUUUGUGUGUGACUUUUGCAGGUCGGAUGGGAACUCUCAGUCCUUCAGGCACCGCAGUGGGAGUCUGGAGUCACAGCAACGGCUAUUAAAGGAUACUGAUUCAGAGAAGCCAGUGUUCACCCAGUCCCCUGCCCGCAGGAACAACAGCACAGUAGCCCUAGAGGACUGCUCCUCCUACACCAGCCAGUCCAGCUUGGACUACCCAGGCAACCCCCACUACUGCACCCUGGACUCUCGGACCCGCAACCAUCAGCUGCACAGGAGGGUGGAGGUCUACGGUAACACAGGCAGUAUGCCUAAUCUGGUCCAGAACCAUAUCGGCUGUAGUGAUACGUACGAGCCCCAGGCACACUACGCGCCAACUGCUUACUAUGUGGCAGGCUACCCCUGUCCGGACAUGGAGCCCUACUCCAACGGUGCUUACGUGUAUGAGAACGAGAUGGAGGGCCACUACAAUGUCAACCCCUCCUACCAAGUCCACAAUUACGGACACGAGCGAUACAGGACCUACAGUAGUGAUCGGGCGGACAGCCUUGCUCAGAACCCCUACGCUACCAUGAGAUUGCCCCGGACCAGACAUGGGCCCCGCAAUGAGCCCUUACAGAAGAACAUGCAAAAGGCCCUGGUGGCUGAGCACCUGAGAGGCUGGUACCACCGUAGCGGGGGCCACAUAGAGGCAGGUAGAGGUCUGUCUGGGUAUGACUACGAUAACGGCUCUCAGCUCAGCCUUGGAUACCAGACCAUGCCAGCCCACAUCAGUCACUCCAGCCGAACCACCUCUUACUCCUCAGGUAGGGGUUGAUCCUGCUUCUCCUCAUACUGCAACAGGUCACCUUAGAAACCAUACUCUGUCUGUUCACCCUCAAGUAACACAGAGGGACAUGUUUUUUUCUGAUCAAUACAAUUCAAACAUUCCUAACAUACUGUAUGAAAAUAUUAUUCUGUAUUAAUUGUUAGGGUUAGGGUUGUGGUUGAGGCUAGGGUUGAAUCAGGAUGGGGAAAUGGAGCUAGGGUUAGGGUGUUAUUCACCGAGACUCCCCUUUAUGUGUCUGUCUCUUUAGUGCAACUAAAAAGUGUUAACUUUCUCUCUUUCUAGUUUCCUCAUCAACCAGCACAGGAAACUGGCGCAGCCAGCUAACUGUGGGUGUAACAGACUAUGAUAACAUGGCAGAGUCACCACAGCACCCUCACCUAGUAGCCCAUAGCACCUACAACCGGAGCCCCACCCAUACCAGGUGAGGACCUACCACAGCACCACACCUACAUGUAGUCUUCUAUAUAUCCUAUAGGAUUUUAGAGGAAAUAGUAGCACUAAUUGUGUGACCUAAACUAAGGGAAAUAAAAUGUUUCAAUCAAGACCAGUCUUAUUAUUGGUUAUUUAGCCAGCAGCAUACCACCCUGCAGCCACCGCUGGCUUCCCUCUGAAGCUAAGCAGGGUUGGUCCCUGGAUGGGAGACCAGAUGCUGCUGGAAGUGGUGUCGGAGGGCCAGUAGGAGGCACUCUUUCCUCUGGUCCCCCAAAAAUAUAAUUGCCCUGUGUAGGGUGCCAUCUUUCGGAUGGGAUGUUAAACAGGUGUCCUGACUCUCUGUGGUCACUAAAGAUCCCAUGGCACUUAUUGUAAGAGUAGGGGUGUUAACCCCGGUGUCUUGAAUAAAUUCCUAAUCUGGCCCUCAUACCAUCAUGGCCACCUAAUCAUCCCCAGCUUCCAAUUGACUCAUUUAUCUCCCCUGUACAGUGGGGAAAAAAAGUAUUUAGUCAGCCACCAAUUGUGCAAGUUCUCCCACUUAAAAAUAUGAGAGAGGCCUGUAAUUUUCAUCAUAGGUACACGUCAACUAUGACAGACAAAUUGAGGGGAAAAAAUCCAGAAAAUCACAUUGUAGGAUUUUUUAUGAAUUUAUUUGCAAAUUAUGGUGGAAAAUAAGUAUUUGGUCACCUACAAACAAGCAAGAUUUCUGGCUCUCACAGACCUGUAACUUCUUCUUUUUAAGAGGCUCCUCUGUCCUCCACUCGUUACCUGUAUUAAUGGCACCUGUUUGAACUUGUUAUCAGUAUAAAAGACACCUGUCCACAACCUCAAACAGUCACACUCCAAACUCCACUAUGGCCAAGACCAAAGAGCUGUCAAAGGACACCAGAAUCAAAAUUGUAGACCUGAACCAGGCUGGGAAGACUGAAUCUGCAAUAGGUAAGCAGCUUGGUUUGAAGAAAUCAACUGUGGGAGCAAUUAUUAGGAAAUGGAAGACAUACAAGACCACUGAUAAUCUCCCUCGAUCUGGGGCUCCACGCAAGAUCUAACCCCGUGGGGUCAAAAUGAUCACAAGAACGGUGAGCAAAAAUCCCAGAACCACACGGGGGGACCUAGUGAAUGACCUGCAGAGAGCUGGGACCAAAGUAACAAAGCCUACCAUCAGUAACACACUACGCCGCCAGGGACUCAAAUCCUGCAGUGCCAGACGUGUCCCCCUGCUUAAGCCAGUACAUGUCCAGGCCUGUCUGAAGUUUGCUAGAGUGUAUUUGGAUGAUCCAGAAGAGGAUUGGGAGAAUGUCAUAUGGUCAGAUGAAACCAAAAUAUAACUUUUUGGUAAAAACUCAACUCGUCGUGUUUGGAGGACAAAGAAUGCUGAGUUGCAUCCAAAGAACACCAUACCUACUGUGAAGCAUGGGGGUGGAAACAUCAUGCUUUGGGGCUGUUUUUCUGCAAAGGGACCAGGACGACUGAUCCGUGUAAAGGAAAGAAUGAAUGGGGCCAUGUAUCGUGAGAUUUUGAGUGAAAACCUCCUUCCAUCAGCAAGGGCAUUGAAGAUGAAACGUGGCUGGGUCUUUCAGCAUGACAAUGAUCCCAAACACACCGCCCGGGCAACGAAGGAGUGGCUUCGUAAGAAGCAUUUCAAGGUCCUGGAGUGGCCUAGCCAGUCUCCAGAUCUCAACCCCAUAGAAAAUCUUUGGAGGGAGUUGAAAGUCUGUGUUGCCCAGCGACAGCCCCAAAACAUCACUGCUCUAGAGGAGAUCUGCAUGGAGGAAUGGGCCAAAAUACCAGCAACAGUGUGUGAAAACCUUGUGAAGACUUACAGAAAACGUUUGACCUGUGUCAUUGCCAACAAAGGGUAUAUAACAAAGUAUUGAGAAACUUUUGUUAUUGACCAAAUACUUAUUUUCCACCAUAAUUUGCAAAUAAAUUCAUUAAAAAUCCUACAAUGUGAUUUUCUGGAUUUUUUUUUCUCAUUUUGUCUGUCAUAGUUGACGUGUACCUAUGAUGAAAAUUACAGGCCUCUCUCAUCUUUUUAAGUGGGAGAACUUGCACAAUUGGUGGCUGACUAAAUACUUUUUUCCCCCCACUGUAACUAUUCCCCAGAUCGUAGCUGUAAAUGAGUAUGUGUUCUCAGUCAACUUACUGGGUAAAAAAAGUAUCAUAUUUUUUUCCUCCCCAUGCACAAUGGCAGGUACUCUCUCUUGUGGAUGUCAUCUCUGUUCACUCUCUGUGUGUGCCUGUAACGACCUUGAGCCUCAGGACCAUCCUAGCAUUCAAUGUCACCACUUGCCACUAUCCUUCCACCUGCUCUUCCUCCUCAUGCAUCCUCUCCUCUUCUCCACCUUCCUCCUGUUCCUCCUGCUCUUCUCAUGAUUGGACAGGUCAUUUUGCUGUCAGAUAGACUUUUACAGAGAUUAAAAUGUUAUCCUUAUCUAUAAACAGUCUUUGAUAGUAAGUGACAUCAGUGUGUUCGGCCUGUUGGUGUGAAACUAAACCCCAAUAACGAAGCAGUCUCUAAUGAGUGUGGGUGUGUUCUAUGUGAACUGGUGAUCUUUUCACUUUCUUUCUCUCCUUUCACGAACUGUCCAUCCUCAAUCCUUAUGUACAUAGAUUUCCCCCAGAAUGGAAUUUGUUGAAGAGGUCUGAUACGAUGCCGGUAGAGUCAGUAGAGAUGUUUGGUGCUGUGGCCAAUAGCACUGAGGAAGACCAUUAGGCAGCCAUUCAAACACAGAAGGGUGAGAUGCAAAUAGGCUGUAGUCGUGGUAAUUAGUUUCCAUCAGUGCCACUGUUUUCAGUUUCCAUCUGCGUCUCAUCAUUUGUCAUAUUGAGCAAUAUAGUGUAGCUCCUUUAGUGGCGUGUCAAUCAAGGUGAAAUCAAUAUGUAGACCAUCCAUUAAAUGUACAGCCAGAGCAGUGGUAACACAUACUGCCAAGGCCCAACCCAGAUACUUCUAGCUCAUGGAUGACCGUGCCUUACCCGCUCAAUCAAAGAUGUUGCCAAAUUAUCUUGGUCUUUUAGCAGGCUCACAAAUUCAGUAUGGCCGCGUCCCACUGGGUAAAAACUGAUUGAAUCAACGUUGUUUCCAUGUCAUUUCAACAAAAUAAUUCAAUGUGAUGACGUUGAAUUAACGUGGGAAACUGAUUGGAUUUUCAAAAUGUCAUCAACGUAAGGGAAUUUUGUAUUUUUUUCGCCCAACUUUUAACCUAAAUCCAAUGACAUGGUGAAAUGUUUUGUUGAUUUCACGUUGAAUUCACAUUGAAUUCACAUUAGUUGAUAACUCAACCACAUUUAAAUCAAAACUAGAUGUUGAACUGACGUCUGUGCCCAGUGAAAUGUGAAGCAAAAGUUACAUGACAUCCUGUAGCUAGAAACCACACUUUCAGUGUCUAGCUUCAUAUGCACAGUUUACACACCACAUCCUCCACAUAACUCCUAUAACCAGUAGUAGAAUUCACCUACUUUUGCUUGCCUCUCAUUACUGACAAUUGUGAUCCAUAUUAAGUGGAAAGUUCUCAUUUCACAUUUUACAGUCCUUAUAUUAUUGCAUGGCAUGCUUGACAAGACAGUAGGAAGUUUGCUUAUGUUAAAUAUCCUUCUUUCUAAUAACAUAUUUUUCCAUGGUGUGUAUCCCUGGUUUGUUGUGUUCCAUUUUCAAGCCUGUACUGUAGAUUAUAAUCUCAGCUGUUGCAGCAUGCAGGGGGUUUCAUGCAGUACUAUGCUAUCCUAAAGUAUGGGAGACUUUUAUAUUGACCUUGACUCAAAUGUUUUUGUUUUCAUCUCUUCAUUACAGAAGAAUAUACAUGGAUGGAAAUUACAUGAGCAUCCACUGAAGGUAAGAGGACUGGAAUGAAAACUGGCACAAUGACCCCAACACUGGAAGCACAGACCUCUGGAAGGAUACCAACUAACCAGUCUGUACACAUACUAUGAAGCUCGAGAAUGACUCUCCCAUGUGCCUUGGACUGGAUGGAGAUCGAUAUUAUUCAGGAAGACAUGGAUGUGGUGAUGGCACAUCUGGAAAACCAGCUUCAUCGUUGUGAAUAUUGUGAAGAAUCUACAAACAGAAUUUGAAACCCUGGGUUACCUUUGACCCAAAUAUAUUUAACCUAUUGUAUUAUGACAUUAUACAUAUUGAAAAUCAACUUGAAUAUCUUUGUAAAACAUUUAGGUAUACAUUUUGGAGUUA
Molecule: messenger RNA, 19972 nt
Organism: Coregonus sp. 'balchen'
Lineage: Eukaryota; Metazoa; Chordata; Actinopteri; Salmoniformes; Salmonidae
Source: the annotation of a GenBank genome assembly